Messenger RNA from Quercus lobata, 678 nucleotides. RefSeq lists its product as uncharacterized. The transcript has a single exon. Bases 1 to 678 code for a protein of 225 amino acids. Lineage: Eukaryota; Viridiplantae; Streptophyta; Magnoliopsida; Fagales; Fagaceae. The record is from RefSeq and is a predicted model, not a curated record.
AUGGCGGGAGAGCCCUCGAAGCGUGAUCAGAACUUUUAUUGUCAAUACCACCAGGACCAUGGCCACACUAUAGAGAACUGCAAGAACCUCUGGAACCACCUAGACCAGCUAAUCCAAGAGGGGAGGCUAAAGCACCUUCUGCAUCAUUCCAGUGGUCACCAAGGCCAUCAAGAGGCCAGGAGGGAUGCUGUCCUAAGGCCACCCGUAGGAACGAUCAGCGUAACCGUGGCCGCGCUAGGAAGAGCAGGCACGUGCCCUGCACGAGUGUUAUCGGUGACUCAACUGCUUGCCGAGGAAUUCCAACCAGGGCCGAAGAGGGCCAGGAUGAGUUUUCGUCCCGCUAUAAGCUUUUCAGAGGAAGAUAAGAUCGGGACCAUCCAGCCCCACGACGAUGCACUGCUGAUCGCUCUCCGAAUCGGGGACUACGACGUAAAAAGAGUAAUGGUGGAUGGCGGCAGCGCGGCUGAGGUUAUGUACCCCGACCUAUACAAGGGGCUAGGGUUAAAGCCGGAGGACUUGAUGCCUUACAACUCCCCUCUGAUGAGCUUCGACGGGAAGCUUGUCAUUCCAAAGGGCAUGAUUAGGCUGCCCAUCCAAACCGGCACGGAAAUAGUGGAGGUGAACUUCAUCGUGGUGGACACCUACUCUCCCUAUACAGCCAUUGUCGGUAGGCCCUGA